AUGAACCUCCUUGAAGCGACGGCGAGCGUGGCGCCCGACGUCGUCCGCGCCCAGCUCCAGUCGCUCGCCCGCCUCGCGUGGGAAAAUGAAGUUAACGGCCAACUUGCCAAGGCCGUGACCUGCCACAUGGACCGCAUCGCGCUCUCGGACAAGCACGCGGCGGGUCUCGGCGGGUACCAAGCCGACGUGUGGAUGGACCUGGCGCUCUUCCACCUUCAGACGGGCUCGUUCGACAAAGCCGCAAACUGCCUCCGGGAUUGCAUUGCCACCGACCAGCAGCAUAUCGGGGCAGUGCAGGCGUACGGCGCGCUCCUGUGCUCGUACCGCAACUUUGACGGCGCCGAUAUUGUGCUCAAGAACGGUCUCUUGCUGCUAAAAGACGACGGCCGCGCGCCGCCGGCGAUCCGCGCCCGCAGCCACGCGCUGCUCGCUAUCUACUAUGCGACGUCGGGCAUGGACGGGACGGGCAACCUGCGCCUCCACGAGCUCAUGCAAGCGCUGUCUGUGCAAAAGUCGUCGGCGUUUGCGACGCCGACCGCUGUCUGCAUCGAGAUCGCGGCGUACCUCUGUGAGCUGCGACUCGACGACCUCGCGCGCAUCGCACUGGAGCUCGGCGCGGCUCUGCGCAAGCCCAAGACGGUGUACACGAGCGUCAUGUGGUCCACCGAGCGCUUUGUGCAGGCGACGAUUCAGCUGCACCAUGACGAUCUUGACGGCGCGCGCGCCAGCUUGCAGGAGGCAGUCGCCAAGGACGCGACGCUCGCCGAUGCGUGGUACCUCCAGGGCGUCGUGUGCAGCCGGCAGCAGCAGCUCCGCGACGCGAUCACGUGCUUUGAAUACGCCGUCGCGCACGUGACGCAGCUCCGUCACGAAUAUCAUUUGCCGCUGUUUCUCCAGCUCGGGGCGCUGUACAUGCACCACCAGCAGUGGACGGAUGCCAAGAGCAUCUUCCUCACGUCGGUGGGCGAAGCCUCGAACGCCUCGUCCUGGCUCGGCGUCGGCGUGGUGUGCGUGCGCCAAGAAGACUGGGAAGGCGCAGAGAUGGCGUUAGCCGAGGCUAAUAUCCUCGACAACACCAACGCCGAUGUGUGGGGCUAUCUCUCACUCGUCUGCCUCCAUGGCCCGGUCCCUCGCCCGCUCCAAGCCGAACAAGCCUUGCAGCAAGCCCUGCGCUACAACCUCGCCAACCCGACGCUGCUGCGUGAAAUCAGCAACGGAUUUGUGGCACUCGACAAGCUCGAGAUAGCCGAGAGCCUGUUGCGGCGGUCGCUGCGGGCGCAGGACUCGUCGCUGACGCGCAAGACGUUGGCGGACGUGCUCUCGGCUCAAAACUGCGCCGAGACGGCCCUCACCGAGUACCAGCAAGCGCUUGCGAGCUGCGAGAGCAUGGAAGGACGCGCCGACCUUCUCUCGCGCUGCGUCGCCUUGUUGGAGACCCUUGGGCGCAAGGAGGAGGCACACGAGUACAAGGCCAUGGCGGCGCGCCAGCAGGAAGGUGCCGUCUCCGAAGGCGCGCUGCUCCAAUCGCCACCACGGGAUGAAAACAACCCUGCGAGUGGACCGGACGACGUCUAGUGGCCGAGACGGGCGCCAAUGUAC
Molecule: messenger RNA, 1599 nt
Organism: Saprolegnia parasitica CBS 223.65
Lineage: Eukaryota; Oomycota; Saprolegniomycetes; Saprolegniales; Saprolegniaceae
Exons: 4
Coding region: 1-1575 (524 amino acids)
Biological process (GO): cilium movement; cilium assembly
Cellular component (GO): motile cilium; extracellular exosome
Molecular function (GO): protein binding
Source: RefSeq, a predicted model, not a curated record